Molecule: messenger RNA, 443 nt
Organism: Prorocentrum cordatum
Lineage: Eukaryota; Dinophyceae; Prorocentrales; Prorocentraceae
Source: the annotation of a GenBank genome assembly
GCGCUCGCCGACCCCGCCCCCCGGGAGCUCGAGCCGCCGGCGCCCACGCAGGCGCCGUCGUUGGCCUCAGGCUCUACCGCGACUGCGACGUCGACGACGGUGACGCCGGAGGCGUGGUGGUCGCUGACGAGCGGGGCGUGCAUAGUGGACGGGCGCUGCGUGCACAGCCCGGGCUACCCCGCCCAGUACCAGGAGGGCUCGGCGUGCGAGUUCGAGCUGGGCCGGCCCGCCGGGGGCGCCUACGCGCUGAGGAGCAGCUACUUCCACGUCGGGGCGUACCCUUCGGACGUCCUGACCGUCAACGGCGUCGCCUAUGCCGGCGCAGAGGGCCCCGACGGCGUCGUGCCCAGCGGGCCGAUCCAGUGGGGCAUGGCGAGGACAGACACGCCUUCUCCCACGCACGAGGCGCCGGCUUGGGCGGAAGCGGCGCGCGGGCAUGGGGC